Molecule: messenger RNA, 8451 nt
Organism: Sardina pilchardus (European sardine)
Lineage: Eukaryota; Metazoa; Chordata; Actinopteri; Clupeiformes; Clupeidae
Gene: arhgef11
Product: Rho guanine nucleotide exchange factor (GEF) 11
Exons: 41
Coding region: 1518-5864 (1448 amino acids)
Biological process (GO): intracellular signal transduction; G protein-coupled receptor signaling pathway
Cellular component (GO): cytoplasm
Molecular function (GO): guanyl-nucleotide exchange factor activity; G protein-coupled receptor binding
Source: RefSeq, a predicted model, not a curated record
CGUGCAGCGUCAAUUAUGACAAAACUGUGCUUGUUUUUUUGUAAACAUCAUGGCAAAUAGAAUCUGCAAUCACAGUUUGAUAUGAUAGUCUUUUGAGAUUUUAGCUUUUACGUUUUCAUCUGAGCAUCUGAUGCACUGUUGUCCUUGUUCAUCAGUUUCACUGGGAAGAUAGCUUUUGGCUAAUGCUGUCGCCUCCGACCUUGGAAGUAGCGUGGAUAACGAAUCCGAUGCAACCGUGUCAGUGGUCGGCACUCUUCCUCUGGAAAUCACGAGGAUGACGUAUGGCCUCUCAAACUACAGUUAGCUGUGGUAGUUAUAGUGUAACGUAAUGGUCUUGUAAGGCUGUAAGGUUAUAUUGCAAUUACAGCGAUAACCUGCAUAGGUUUCCAUAAUAUGAAAUAGUAGCAGUUGCAGUUGUGAAGACACUUGUGUAAAUAUAGCCUACAUUAUUGGCAAGAUAGCAACUUAGCAGCUAGCGCAACUGUGUUCAUCAGGGAGGUAGCCAGCAUGCUAGUAGCUAGCUAGGACAUCUGGAUAGACCCUACCUACUGACGAUGGGAAAUACCAGAUAUUGGUUGCUAGAUAUGUUUCUCUUGCAAAAUGUGUAGUGAGCGUCUGAACUGACAGCUUAUCGGGCUGGUAUUUUUAGGGACAUGCAUUUUCCUGACUUCUAAAUACUGUGCGAUGAUGUUAGUAUGAGAGGGCUCAGCUGUUCGCAUUGAAUUGUUUGUUGUGGUGUCCCGUUGCAGUCUUAUAUGAGCUAACGUUAGCUAGCCUGAUUGAGAGGUCGUGGUCACUUCAGAGCUAGCAGCUUGUUAGCAAAUGCGACUUUAGUGGGCUAAUUGUUCAAAGAAAGCCUCUUAGCAGUAUGUCCAGGGUUGGUAGAAAUACGAAUUCUUGCAAAUGAAAAAUAAACAUAGUGAUGAAUGGAUGGACUGAUUGGCUUGCCUAGCUAGCUGGGGAUGCAUGUCAAGAGAAACCCCCGGCUUGUUUGUCUUGUUUAUCUGGACUUGGAAGCUGCACCUCGUCCUUUGCGGAGCGAAUUGCAUACCCAGCAUUGUUUAAUUCGAGUGGCGUUUUAUAACAGGUUAGGUUUUGCAUUUUAAAGGGAAUGAUAGUGUAUGCUCAUCCACCAAUAGAUCCACAUUAUCUAGGUAUAAGAGCAGCAGGACCAGUUAUGUAACGUGGGUGCUUGGCUCGUUUUCUAUGUGAAGACUGACUAAGACAUCUAUUUAUAUUGUAGGGUGAUUGAAGAAUGCCUUUCUGAUAACUUGAAAAUUAUCCUGAUUAAAGAAACAGGGACACGUACAUUAGUACGCGGUACUAAGUGCCAAAAAGAGUCGAACCACUGACAUACGUUGCGUGAUUCCGAUUGCGUUGUGUUGUCCAUCCGCACUGUCUAAUUAUUAAAUGCAUACAAAUUGUAGCACGUGGUAAAUAAAACAUUGCGGAAAUGAUCACCCACUGACCCGUCUCUACAGCCUGGAAAGCGGACUCGUGUCUAACAGCCUGCAGCCAUGAGUGUCCGACCCCCGACCUCAACUCUAGACAGGCUGAGCAGCUUAACCAUCGGGGACUCGGAGCGCAAGGCCUCCUCGGCUGGCCAACAGAAGGACCCCCUGCCGGACAUCACCAUAGAGGGAACAGGUGCUGGACUGGUGCAGAGAUGUGUGGUGGUCCAGAAGGAUCAGUUGGGUUUUGGCUUCACUGUAUGUGGAGAGAGGAUCAAACUGGUCCAAAAUGUCAGGCCAGGUGGUGCCGCAGUGAAGGCCGGCGUGCAUGAAGGGGACCGGAUCAUCAAGGUCAAUGGCUCACUCGUCUCGUCCAUGUCCCACCAAGAGGUGGUGAAGCUCAUCAAAUCUGGGACGUAUGUGGCUCUGACCCUGCAGGGUCCGGCUCCCUCGGCAGCAGCUGUUCCGCUCCAGCCCCUCUGCACCGACCUCCUGCCCAAUCACAGGACAGCGUCGCCCCCUCCGGCACCGCCCCUUCCCCCCACCACACCAGGCAGCUCCUCGCACAGAAUCACCGGACCCAAACCACUUCAGGACCCAGAGGUGCGGAAGCACGCCUCGGAGAUCCUCAGGAAGAUGCUGGAACAGGAGGAGGCAGAGCUUCAGGAGCUGCUGGAGGAGUUGUCGCGAAAUCCCACCCCCUCGUUGGAGGAUCGAGUAGAGAGCGCAAAGAGGCGGGCCAAUCAACUCCGGGUCAAACUUCAGCAAGAUCUGGAUGGGAAGCGAUCUGAAUCAGUUACAAGCUAUUUAAUGGCAGGAGAAGGGCGACUGUCGGUGGAGUCCAGUGAAGGAGACUUCGAGGUGUGUGAGAGCCCCCACUCCUCCCCCUCCUCCUCCUCCCUCCGGAUCCCCCUGCACCGCAGACAAGGCUCCGACACACACAGCACCCCUGAGCCGGGUGGGAAGGCCCAGAUCAUUGGCCCAGAGGAGGAAGAGGAGGAUGAGGAUGGGUACACUUUCAACGAGGUGGAUGGCCCUUUCCAGGAUCUGGAGUUGUUGAAAUCUCGUCCGGCUCACAUGACGGUCUUCAUGCGAUACGUCUUCAGCCAGCUACUUGAUCCCAACCCGCUACUGUUCUACCUGUCUGUGGAGGCGUACCUGGGCUCCAGCACGAAGGACGCUCGCAAUCUGGCCCCUCAGAUCUGCUCCCACUUCCUGGAUCGUGACGCCCCGCUCAGAAUAAAAGUGAGAGAGGAGUUCCUGUCAGAUAUUGAGAGCCGGCUGCAGGCGCAAGAGGACAUCAGAGGGCCGCUCUCUGAGCUCCAGCAACAAGUCCUGCCUGACAUCCAGGACCAGAUCCAGGACUACAGGAGUAAGCAGAUGAUGGGACUGGGGUCUCUGUUUGGGGAGAGUGACCUGCAGCAGCUGGACGGAGACCCGGCCAAGGAGAGGCAGGUGGUGGACCGGCAGGUGACCGCCCUCUGGGAGAUCCUCUCAAAGCACGAGGAGGACAGAAGUUCUCCUCUGGCAUCUGCGGUGCUGCUCUACCUGAGACAUUCGGGCAUUAAGCUGCGGGACUCGCGGGUCUUCCCUGGCCUCAUCUCCGAGAAAGAGAAGUGGCUCCCCUUCUUCCCCAAGGCUAAGAGGUUAAGUAGUGGCAAGAAGGAUGGAGAGGACAAGAAGAGAAACCCCAUCCUGAAGUACAUUGGCAAACCCAGGAGCACGUCCCAGUCCACGUUCCAUGUCCCAUUGUCCCCCACAGAAGUCCGUCCAGGUAACGUGCGGAACAUCAUCCAGCAGUUUGAGAACCACACGGAGAGUGUUGGGGAGGAGGGGGUAGACGCCGAGGGCCAGCGGCUCUCCACCAGCAGCCUUGGAGAGGAGAGCAUGGACAGCCCGACGGUCUCUGUGCGUCUGGCUCGCAGUGAGUCUCUGAAGGCCCAAGGGGAGGGGCGUCGCCGCGGCAUCACAACAGGGGCCGAGUCCGUGCCUCGUUCCCGUAGCGAUGUGGACAUGGAGGACUGCGGGGAGGAGAGGGAGGGGCCGGGCCUGCGGCCGUUACAUCACAGCGCCUCGUCCUCAGCCUCCAGCAGUUCAGCCAGGUCUCUGGAGAACCCCACUCCUCCAUAUACUCCUCGCACCAGACGCAGGAGUGUGGAGCUGCCGGCUCUGCUGCUCCCGGAGGCUCCUGCUCUGGAGGAGGACGUGCCCGACGGGCAGAACUGGCAGGAGACGGUGGACGCGCCCAUCCUCGCCUCGCUCAGCCCGCGCGAGGUCGACUGCCAGGCGGUCAUCUACGAGCUCUUCAUCACGGAGGUGUCUCACCUGCGGACGCUGCGGGUGCUGGACCAGGUGUUCUUCCAGCGCAUGCGUUUGGUCCUCAGCAACGAGGAGCUCACCUGCAUCUUCCCCAACCUGGCACUGGUCUACGAGCUGCACGCGAGUUUAUGUGAUUCCAUGAAGAAGCUGAGGGAGUCCCCCAUUGUGCAGGGUAUCGGUGACGUCAUGCUGGCCAGGUUUGAGGGCUCGGCAGGAGAGGAGUUUCAGGAGCAGGUGUCUCAGCUGUGCAGUCAGCAGUCUCAGGCCCUGGAGCUCAUCAAGAACAAACAGCGCAAAGAUCCACGCUUCGCUCACAUCAUACAGGAAUGCGAGGCCAGUCCUCACUGUCGGCGGCUCCAGCUGAAGGACAUGCUGGUGUCUGAGAUGCAGAGGCUCACCAAAUACCCACUGCUGCUAGAUAACAUCCUCAAGCACACAGAGGCUGGUUCCUCGGACCUGCAGCCUCUCCUCCGAGCGCAGGCCUGUUGCCGUGGGAUACUGCAGAGAGUCAACGAGUUUGUCAGGGAGACGGAACACAGGCAACGGCUCAGCCAAUACCAGCGCCGGCUGGACAUCUCGCAGCUGGAGAGGCAGAGCAAUCCGGUCGCAGCGCAGUUCAAGAAUCUGGACCUGACCACCAGGAGGAUGAUCCACGAGGGUCCGCUCACCUGGAAAGUCAGCAAAGAUAAAGCACUAGAGGUGCACGCGUUGCUGCUGUGCGACCUGCUGGUGCUGCUGCAGAAGGGCGCGGAUGAGCGGCUGGUGCUGCGCUGCCCCUCGCGCUGGGGCGGCGGCGUAGGGAGCGGCAGCGGCGACGCCAAGACCUCCUUCUGCCCCAUCGCACGCCUCGACUCGCUGCUCGUCAGACCCGUGGCCACAGACAACAAGGCCCUAUACGUCAUCAGCACGUCGGAGCGACAGAUCUACGAGUUGGUGGCCGGGACUCUCUCUGAGAAGAACACAUGGAAAGAUCUGUUGGAAAAGACAAUCUCGUUGGCCACGGAGAACGCCGGCUCGACCAAACGGGGAUCGCAACAAACCACCUCCAACCUGGACUCCCCGGGGGGCCCCGUCUACCAGCCAGAAGUGUCGCUGACGGAGAGCCCCAGCUCCAGGGAGAGGGACUCUCCGAGCGACGAGGACAGCGUGCUCACGCCCACCACGCCGGCCGACGCGUCGGCCUCCUUCCUCAGCAGCGACCAGCCGGGAGGGAUAGCGGAGGCAGCUCUGAACGACGUGGAGACCCUCAGGCAGUUAAUAUUCCGCGACCUGGACGACUGCUGGAGCCAGGACACAGACAACACGCCCACCAACGAGACGGCCAAUGAGAGAAGCCCGUUCGCAGACGGACAGCAGCCUGACCCCGUCCAGCCUGCCGAGCCUGCCGAGCCUGCGAACUCUGACGGCCCCAAUCAAUGGGAGUCUGAGGAGGCAGCAGACGGCCCACCGCCACAGGUGGAGUCGCCCACGGUGAAAGUUAUGCGGAAAGCUGUGGGUGCGGGUUCUCCUUCUCUUCCUGACGACAUCACUGAUGAUGUCAACAUCCACUCCAGCCAAUCGGCAGAGUCGAGAGGCAACAUGUUCUACCUGGUGAUGCCUCAAGACUCGCCGGCUGGCUUUUCAGAGGAAAGCAGCACAGAUGACGUCACUCGCCCACCGUUACUGGAGGCGACGUCGUCACCGCAGCUGAACUCCGAAGAAAGUUCCGGUGAUAUCACCUGCGUGCCGCUGACCAACGACCAGCCCGAGAGCCAAGACCCGCCGCCGCCGCCCAGCAAGGACGAGUUGACGAGCGCCCGCCAGUCGCCCGUGACCGCCCGCCGGCACGUGGUGAAGAACGUGGACGAGAUCUUCCACACCAUCGGAGAGCUGAUGAGCAAACUGCACAAACUAAGGGAAAUAGAGGCGGCUCACUCUCAGCUCCUUACAACACUAAACAAGCCCUCCCCAGCCAAUCAGACGUUAACCGACGGCAGGCCGAACACGCCCACCGUCACCAGGACACCCUCACUGGACCGAGGGGCAUCAAGGGACGGAAAAGAGGGAGGCCCCGUUGAACCCAGGCAGCCUGAGAUCCAGUCCACGGGCUUCUGACACUACACUGGACACACACACGCACACACACACAGAUGGAGAGAGAGAGAGAGACUGUUGGACUGGAACUCCAGCUACCACUUGUAAUCCCAGCCCAGACCCAUUUUCUACCCAGCAUGCCUUGCACCAGGAAGCAGUAUCCUGACCGUAAACUUGUGUGUUGUUCCCUUGUCACUCACGCUGGCUCGUCAGAAGGAGAAUAAUGAAAGACAAACUCUUGACUUUACAGAAUCAUGGGAAAUGGGGGGGGGGAUGCUUUAAAAGUGACUGACAGGGUUAAGUAUAAUAAGAGAGAAACUAAAGACAUGAUUUGAAGACUGAACAUUGGAGAAGAGAAGAAACGUGAAAGAGAAAAAAAACAAGUGUUUGAAGAAGGACUUUCGAGGAAGUACUGUGGUAUCUUAAAUGUGUUGAAGAUGUUCCAAAGUUGGCAACGGUGAGAAAGAAGGAAGGACUGAAGUGUGAGGAAGAGUAAAAGGAAGAACAAACUGCAGAGAGCAACUGUUGAAAAGAGAGAAAAUGAAGGUUGAUCUGAAAUAGUGAAGAGAACAGACUAUAAACAGCAGAACUCAAAGAAGGCUGACAGAGGAACGACUCGAACGAACUUCGCCUUGCCCUACCACUACACCCCCUGACACACAGACACACACAUACACAGUCACACACACAUUCACACAGUCACACCCACCCACCUCCCAGCACUUUACCCAUAACGCAUCUGUAUGCCAUGCAAAGCCUCCGCCUUGUAGCAGAGACAAUUGGACAGGGAAAGCGCCACAUCCGACUCCCAUGUUGGCUCGCCUACCCCCCACUGUGAUGCACCCACUUGCGCGUACCUAAGACUUGAGCCAACAUGGCGCACAGAUCCAAAAUGGCGGGCAGAGCCAAAAUGGCGGUGGCCUCCAUCACUGGUUGCCUUAGUGUACGUGUACUGCUACUGAGGCCUGAAGGAACAGUCUGAAGAAGGAAUGAAAUGAAAAAAACAAAAAUGAUCAGGUUCUUUUCUUUGCACGGUGACUCCCCUACCUUUGGGACAGGGCCUGAUGAGGACUAGGACAUUGCAUUAACCACAUUCAUCACAUCACAGUAUAUGUACAUACACGCUUUUUUUGGUGUGUCAUUAUUGGAGGGAGGAGAGAAAACAAAACACAAUGAAGGAAAAGAGAUUCUGUCUGUUCAUAUUUCGUUUUUUUUUUUUUUUAGUUUUUGUUUUGUUUGGUUUUUUUUCAACUGAAGGAAUGCCAAUGCAGUCCCCUGUCUUGUCGCUAACACAAGGCUGCUAAAGGCUGGUUUGGUGUCCAUGGCGACUCUUCCCCCCCCCCACCCCCCACCUACGCCCCUGGCACCACCCCACAGCAACACUACUGCGCUGCUCUCUACUGUACUGUUGUGCCGACACCAGCGUCAUUCCACACUGACGUAUAGAAAGACUUUGUGACGCUAUUGUCAUAAGAACGUCGUACACUAUUUAUGAACUCUGUCUGACGUCGACAACAAAGACGUAGAAAAAAAACGAGACCCGAAGAAAGUUGCAAAAAAAGAAAAAAACAUCUCAUCACUGACUGCACCCCCAACUUCAGAACAGACGACUCAACUGUAUGUGUAAAUACUGUGAACACUGAUCCCAGGCCAAGACCCCAACCCCCAGCCCAGCCCACCCCACCCACUUCAACCUCCAGACCUUUUCACUACUGCCCUCGAUCCCAGGCACCAGUCUGGAGGCUCACGGGUACACAAAGGGACAAGGACUCCUAAGACUGGUAUCGCGUAACUGUAGAUUUCCACGGAGACGAGACAGUCUCCCACACAUAUUUAACCUUAUUAAACAACAAUGAAAAAAAAAAAAAAAGAAAUACAUUUACGAUGGAAGGAGAAUAGGGUGGAAGAUGAGAGGUGCUUGACAGAGAGUGGGAAUGGUGGUUAUUGGGGUAUGAGCGGAACAGACCGGAAUUCCAGACUUGGACGAGGACUAGGGGAGGUCCAUUUGGAUCAAUACUGCACAUCUCAGGGGGAAAACUGUAAGGCCCUCUUUUCUCAUUUUUCUUUUCUAUUCAUUCUUCCUUUUUCUCCCUCCUUCAUGUUGUACUGCCCUACCUGCUGUUCUCUUCACCUCCUCUUCCUUUCGUCUCUUACCUUCUUUCUCUGCCAUGAGUCCUUUUUUCCCUUUCUUUUCUUUCUUUCAUGUUGUUUCUCACCUCCAUUUUUUUAAUAUAUAAAUAUAUAUAUAAGCUGCACAUGUGAAUCUUGACUUGGUGCGAACUACUGUGAUCUUACACAUCUCUACUUAUUAUGAUUUAUAUUAUUAUUAUUAUUAUUAUUAUUAUUUUAAAUCUUGCCCACUCAUGUAAUAUAGAAAAUCACACCUUGUUUUAUAUGUUCAUUUCUGUAAAGUUUUAGUCCUUUUUUCAAUUUUAUUUUUGUAGAUAUGGAUAAAGAUGACAAAAGAUGUGUAAAUUAUUUUCCCUCCCCUGUUUUUAAGAAAAACAAUGGUGAGGUUGUUAGCCGCACAGAAGGAAAACUGAACUCGUGUUAAAGACUCAUUUGUUUUGUGACAUUAAAAAAGAAAAAAAAAUAUUUCGGGAAAAAA